This is a messenger RNA of Hippoglossus stenolepis (Pacific halibut), 1149 nucleotides long. Its product is annotated as transmembrane protein 26. The record is from RefSeq and is a predicted model, not a curated record. Bases 73 to 1008 code for a protein of 311 amino acids. NCBI's taxonomy places the organism in Eukaryota, Metazoa, Chordata, Actinopteri, Pleuronectiformes, Pleuronectidae. The transcript is spliced from 6 exons.
CUGCAGACUCCGGUAUAUUAUUCAGGUGCAGAGCCGGAGUUGGGUAGAGCUGAUCUGGAACCGGCCUGAGUGAUGGGACUGUGUAAGUUCACAUGUGCGAUCAUUACCAGGGGCUUGUUCGUCCUCGUCUCCCUGGCCGGAGUAUGGAGGGUGACAUCGGUGAAGGAAGAUCCAAACUACUGGCUCCUGACUUUCCUCUUUCUGCCGCUCGUCCUGGAAAUGAUCAUCACCCUGAAGAGGCGGAGGGGAGAAGACUACAAAUGGUUCUCUCCUCCGAUCUUUAUGUUCCUCAUCAGUAUCAUUCCAUCCAUCUGGCUCCUGGAGCUCCACCACCAACAGCACAAUGCCAGCGAGACUCAGUGCAAAAACGUUGACUCUGACGGCGUGCGCAACGCACUCAGAAACUCCUCACACCUGGACUACAUGAAGCGUAUAAACGAGACGUUGUCAUCUUUCUGCUCCAACGUAUGGACCCUGGCUCUCCAUCAGAUCCUGCUCAUCCUCCUCAUCGUGGGGAAGUGGUUGCUCCCCCUGGGGGGCGGAGUUACCCGCGACGAACUCUCGCAGCUUCUCCUGAUCUUCAUCGGCACGGCGGCGGACAUCCUUGAAUUUACGAGUGAGACGGUCUCGGACAUCAAAGAGACUAGUUCUCAGAUGGUCUACAUUAUUUUAGGUGUAUGGACUUGGAGCAUGUUGCAGUUCCCCUUACAUUUGGCCGUGGUGGCCUCUAAGCCAGACAGCGACAAUGAGCAGGGCGUCCAGGAGACUUCCCUCUUGGCCAAACACAGCAGAGACGUGUGGAGCAUCGUGGAGGCCUUGUUCAUCCAGGACGGGCCCUUUCUGGUGGUCAGGCUCAUCGUCAUGAUGUACUACAAAGUCUUCCACCAGAUGUUGGGUUUCUUCGCCAUCAAGAACUUCCUGGUGGUCAUACUGAACCUGUACAGGCUGGUUGUGAUAUGCCAGGACUCCAGACCCUCCAGCAGCAGCAGGGACACCGAUCUCCCGUGAGUCUGCAAUGAGAUCAAGGGGAAGACGGGACGGAGACAUGUUACACCUAAAGUUUUGCAGUCACAGUUCACAGGAAAUAAGCGCAGAUGAUGUGAAAAGCUGUGAAUAAUUAACGCUGUUGCGAGCAGAGAACAAUUGUCU